CACUGAACCUGCAGGUGGGCGCCCGGAGCAUGUGCUGAGACGACUACAUCUGUUCACAUAUUGCCAGCGAGUUGGAAAAGCACCUGACCUAAAAAAUACUGUUACAGGCGGUAGCACAGUGCAGUACUUCAUAAUUUCUAGCAGUUGCAGUGACUUUAGAUUGAGACGAGGACCUCUGAUUUUGCGAGAAUGCGUUCUGCUGCGAUCUUAACGGCAGUCCUUCUGUCGCUUCUCCAUCAAGUGAGUGCGUUGGAGAAUAUUAGCAGUCAGUAUGGAGACACCAUCAGCGUCCCCUGCAGCCCUGGAGACACGCCCUCUCAAGACAUCUUCAUGAUCAAGUGGAAAUACGAUAAGGAGGAUGGCACUUCUGGUGACCUUCUGGUGAAGAGGCAGGGACACAAUGCCACCAUCACUGCCCCGGAGGAGUUCACGGGCAGACUGUCCAUCGGCGAGGACAACAGUCUCCUAAUCGCCAACGGAGUCCUCUCCGACCAGAGGACCUUCACCUGCAUGAUCGUCAUGGCGUCGGACAUCACAGAGCUCGCAGUAGAGGUGUUCAUCCACAGUGAGUAAAGUUCCCAGUGCUCC
Clupea harengus (Atlantic herring) is the source of this 588-nucleotide messenger RNA. It is a transcript of the gene alcamb, whose product is annotated as CD166 antigen homolog A-like. Lineage: Eukaryota; Metazoa; Chordata; Actinopteri; Clupeiformes; Clupeidae. Bases 190 to 573 code for a protein of 127 amino acids. Gene Ontology annotation, biological process: cell adhesion. Gene Ontology annotation, cellular component: plasma membrane. The record is from RefSeq and is a predicted model, not a curated record. The transcript has 3 exons.